Messenger RNA from Theobroma cacao (cacao), 2646 nucleotides. Its product is annotated as hAT transposon superfamily. The record is from RefSeq and is a predicted model, not a curated record. Lineage: Eukaryota; Viridiplantae; Streptophyta; Magnoliopsida; Malvales; Malvaceae. Gene Ontology annotation, molecular function: DNA binding; protein dimerization activity.
UGUAAUUCUACCUAAAUUUUAUUGCUUUUUAAAGUAAAAAACAGGAGUUUGUUUUAAUGGAGUUGAAUUUGACGCCUAUAUCAAUUACUAAGCAAAAGCAAGAUCCUGCCUGGAACCAUUGUGAAGCGUUUAAAAAUGGGGAAAGAUUACAAAUUAAGUGUAUGUAUUGUGGCAAAAUGUUUAAAGGGGGUGGGAUUCAUAGGUUUAAGGAACAUCUUGCCGGUCGAAAAGGUCAGGGUCCAAUUUGUGAACAAGUUCCACCUGGGGUUCGGGCUCUUAUGCAAGAAAGCUUAAACGGGGUUUUACUGAAACAAGACAACAAGCAAAAUGCAAUUCCCGAAUUAUUAGCCUGCGGUGGUAGUAGUCCACACGCCGGUGAGAUAGACAAAUCUGCCUACUCUGAUGAUGUGAACAAUGGGGUCAAACCCAUUCAAGUUUUGAACUCUUUGGAACCUGAUUCUAGUUUAGUGUUGAAUGGGAAAGGAGAAGUUAGUCAGGGAAUUAGAGAUAGUAGAAAAAGAGGAAGAGAUAGAAGUUUGUUAGCAAAUAGUCAUUCUUGUGCCAAAAGUGAUCUUGCAUUGGUUUCAAUAGGGGCAGAGAAUCCGGUUCAUAUGGCCAUAGGGCGAUUUUUGUAUGAUAUUGGAGUGAACUUGGAUGCGGUUAACUCGGUUUAUUUUCAACCAAUGAUUGAUGCUAUUGCUUCCACGGGAUCAGGGAUUGUACCACCCUCCUCUCAAGACCUUCGAGGGUGGAUAUUGAAGAAUGUGAUGGAAGAAGUGAAGGAUGAUAUUGAUCGAAACAAAACAAUGUGGGGGAAGACAGGGUGUUCUAUUCUAGUUGAGCAAUGGAGCCCAAAAAGUGGCCGAACUUUGUUAAGUUUUUUGGUUUAUUGUCCUCAAGCAACUGUGUUUUUGAAAUCAGUGGAUGCAUCCCGUGUUAUUUUUUCUGCAGAUCAUCUGAAUGAAUUGCUUAAGCAGGUAGUUGAAGAAGUAGGAGUCGAGAAUGUUGUGCAAGUAAUCACUAAUUGUGAAGAACAAUAUUUUUUAGCUGGGAAAAGGUUGAUGGAGUCAUUUCCUUCCCUUUAUUGGGCUCCUUGCUUGGUUCAUUGUGUGGAUAUGAUGCUUGAGGAUUUUGCUAACCUUGAGUGGAUAAGUGAAACAAUUGAACAAGCUAAAUCUGUCACAAGAUUUGUCUACAAUCAUAGUGUCGUUCUGAAUAUGAUGAGAAGAUUUACUUUUCACAAUGACAUUGUGGAACCAGCAGUUACUCGUUUUGCUUCAAACUUUGCAACGUUGAAAAGAAUGGCUGAUCUUAAGCUAAAAUUGCAGGCCAUGGUUAAUUCUCAAGAUUGGUCGGAAUGCCCAUAUGCAAAGAAGCCAGGGGGUGUAGUGAUGUUAGAUAUUGUUAAAAAUAGGUCAUUUUGGAAUUCAUGCAUCUUAAUUGUGCGAUUAAUAUAUCCCCUCUUGCAAGUUCUAGAAAUAGUUGGUAGCAAGAAGAGAUCUACAAUGGGAUACGUUUAUGCUGGAAUUUACCGAGCAAAAGAAACAAUUAAGAAAGAACUUGUCAAGAAAGACGAUUAUAUGGUCUACUGGAAUAUUAUAGAUCAUAGAUGGGAACAACAGCGACAUAUUCCUCUUUAUGCUGCAGCUUUCUUCCUUAACCCCAAGUUUUUCUACAGUAUUGAGGGAAAUAUACACAAUGAUAUCCUGUCAUCAAUGUUUGAUUGCAUAGAGAGAUUGGUUCCUGAUACAAACGUCCAGGACCAAAUUGUCAGAGAAAUACAUUUAUAUAAAAAUGCUACUGGAGAUUUGGGAAGGCCGAUGGCAGUUAGAGCCAGAGACAAUUUGCUUCCUGGUGAAUGGUGGUCUAUGUAUGGUGGAGGUUGCCCAAAUUUGCAACAUUUGGCCAUCCGCAUUCUUAGUCAAACUUGCAGCUCAAUUGGGUCCAAGCCAAAUAAGAUUUCUAUUGAAGAAAUACAUGACACAAGGAAUUUUCUUGAGCAUCAAAGACUUAGUGAUCUUGUCUAUGUUCGAUACAACUUGUACCUGAGACAAAUGGUUCUUAGAAGCCAAGACAAGGAUUCUGCGGACCCCCUCUCAUUCAACAGCAAAGAAAUUGGUGAUGACUGGAUUGCUUAUAAUGCAGUAUGUGAAGAAGAUUAUGGGAGUUCAGAUUGGAUGUCACUUGAUCCCCCGGUUGGUAGCAGAAUGCUUUCAGGAACCUCAGGUGAUGAAACUGAAGACUUCUUGGGUACAGGGUUUGCGGAUUUAGAGAUUUUUAAUGGAUUGAAGGGGGUGGAGGACAUUUGAAAAUACGGUGGUCCAGCAGAAACUGGUUAAAUUGGAGAAUCCAUUUUCACAUGAGGUAGGCAGUUUAAAACGAUUUCUCCAUUUGAAGAAUUUAUGAUUGUGGCUGGUAAUGCCAUAGCAUUCUGGGUAAGAAACAUGUUAGACAAAGGAGGAGAAAGUGAAAAAAGUUGACUCUGGUGAUGGGGGAAUGAAUUCAUGGUGUAGGUUUAGGAAAUUUUGCUCCCUGUAAGGUUGAAAUUCCUAUUGAGGCUCUGCUCUCGCCAACAUACUGAGGGAGCAAAGCUGUACUGUGUUCAAUGUUCAUACUUGAGAAAAGGGAAUUUACCUCAUUAUAAAA